This is a messenger RNA of Caenorhabditis sp. 36 PRJEB53466, 3703 nucleotides long. NCBI's taxonomy places the organism in Eukaryota, Metazoa, Nematoda, Chromadorea, Rhabditida, Rhabditidae. The record is from the annotation of a GenBank genome assembly.
AUGAGGUAGAGAAAAUACUAAAUACUAGUUUGAAAUGUCUGUUGACUUCAGAAGUAUAUCUCAGGAUCAUCAAUUAUUGAUAGGCGGAAACUUCAAAGAACACGUUAACAGUAUAAAGGAAAAAAUGGAACAUAAUCAGCAGUUGGUUUUUCAAACGAAACAUUUACCUGACCUUCAGUCUUACAGAAUCUUGAAAUACAUAGUGAAUUAUGGUGCAGGAAUGUUCGGAGAAGAUCACACAAAAGCUAUUCGAAUGCAUCAAAACAGGUUCGAAACCAAAUAAUUUGAAUUGUAGCUAUUUAAUCUAGGCGUCCAACGAACGAAUUCAAUUCUAAAGUACUCAGCACGUUGAGACAGAUAUGCCGCGAAUGGUCGAGUGAAGGAGAACCAGAAAGAACCGCAACAUUUCUUCCUAUAGUCGAAGAGUUGAAUCGAAUUUAUCCCAAAAAUGUUUCUGCUCGACAUGAAAUCAGAAUAUUAGUUCCCGGUUGCGGCCUAGGAAGACUUGCUCAUGACUUGAUAGAUGAAGGUUACUCCGUCCAAGGAAACGAGUUCAGCUUCUUUAUGCUUCUCACUUCAUUCUUCAUUUUAAAUGCGUGUAAAGAGGUUAGACUCCAAGGCUGAGCCAAUGGUCAGCAAUCAGAUUUCUGCGGAAUCCGCAUUCUCGCAUCAGGUAUCCAAACGGCUUCGGACGGGGGUGGUCCCGUCGAGUGGUACCAAUGGGUGCUAACGUAACACGUCUUCGGAACACCAAAAUGCGUUUCUUUUAAUAGUUGCUAAAAAGUAUACUCAAUUUACCGCUCUUGCCCCCUCGGUGUUUGCAGACUCAAGCCUAAUUUCAGGAAAUUUUGGCUUGCGUCAGCAAGCAGCGAGAGGCAUUAGCGAUAACUUGAGUUCAUCGCAUUUUUGUGUUGCCAUAGCAACAUUUGCGUAGAACUUUGAUUAAGGCAUGUUUCUAAAGUUAUUGUUAUAACAGGUCAACCAAUACACAAUCUAUCCGUUCAUAUUUGAAAAAAGCAACUGUUGGAGAUAUGAGGACCGACUCCGUCCAGUUUCGUUCCCUGACAAACUUCUUCGAGCACAACAAUCAUCUCGUUCCAAUUCUUUCUCCAUGUGCGCUGGAGAUUUUCUAGAUAUUGCCAAGGGCGCCAGCUUCUCUGUAGUAGUUACUGCCUGGUUCAUUGACACAGCUCAUAAUGUCAUUGAAUACAUAGGUCAGAUAUAGUUUUCUAUUCACCACGGCGUGUUGAAGCGUAUGUGCGAAAUACAAUUAAUUUCCCGGCAAACACCGCUCAGGUAUCCAAACAGCUUUGGACGGGGGUGGACUCGUUUGAUAGUACCAAGGGUAGGCUGGUCGAACAGGCGCCUGUUUUUUCAACGGGCCGCCGCGUCUCUGCGUUGAGAAAACAGGCGCCUGAAAUCGCCUGUUCGACUAGCCUAACCAAGAGAUAUGUGGAAUGGUAUGGGAACAAUUUUUUUACUUCUGUCUCAUGGUGCCCUGUCCAGACCCUUGUCCUUGUCUCGUGGUGACCUUCGCCCGUGUCCUUAAUUUUUGGAUACCUGAACACCGCUCGCUUGAAUUUGCUGCGCGGUGACUCAGUUGUGCUGGUCCGCAUAAUGCCAGUGCAAUUUUCGCAAUAGAGCACACUUGCGGCAACACGCCUUAAAACUUUAAAAAAUUGAGAGGCCGAAGACUACGUGAGAAAGGUUCUGAUUCGGUUUUCAAAAUUUGUUUCGAAAAAAUUAUCGAAAAUUUGACAAAAAUCUAUUUUUCGAAAACUUUUAUGAAAAGGCACAUGUGACUGCCGAAUUAGUAUUUAAGACACGGCUUCAAUGGUGUCAUUUUUUUAAAAUUCAGUAUUAUAGGGGCACCGAACAGAAAUGGCGCUAUGUUGAGAAACUCUUUUUGCAGUGCAAAUCGAGAGUCCGUGGCAAAAGGUCGGAAAACCAAAAAGGUCGGGAGCCAAAAGGUCGGAAUGACAAAAGAUCGGAAAAAAUGCCAAAAGGUUGAAAAAAAAUGUCAAAAGAUCGGAAACAAAGUGACAAAAUGUCGGAAAAAAACACGUAUUUUAGCAGUUUUUCCGACCUUUUGGCAUUUUUUCCGACCUUUUGUCACUUUUUUCAGACCUUUUGUCACUUUUUUCCGACCUUUUGUCAUUUUUUUCCGAUCUUUGAGCAUUUUUUUCCAACCUUUUGGCAUUUUUUUCCAACCUUUUGGCAUUUUUUUCCGACACUUUCACUUUUUUCCGACCUUUUGUCACUUUUUUUCAACCUUUUGGCUUUCCGACCUUUUGUCUUCCGACCUUUUUGGUUUUCCGACCUUUUGUCACGGACUCCAAAUUGAGCGACCUCGGGGCCGAAUUUGAAAAAUUAGGCCACAUUUUCAAUGGAAAAUUACUUCUCGGCCUAGAAAUUCGGCCAGAUUACGAACAGCGCGCCCUUUCUGUCCGGUGCACCUAUAAUAAAAGUGAUUAAAUUAUUUGAGCUCUGGCAUCGCAUUUCCCCAUCAUAUUUAAGUAGGGACAGCAGUCAGCUAAAAAGUUCAUAUCUCUGCUAAAUCGACCCUUAUCUGAUCAGAGAGAUUUUUUAAAAUACAUUUAUUGGAGAUUCGAAUUAAACUGCUAGUAUUUUGUCGCUGCGUAUCGACUCAUUUGCGUGUUAAAGGAGUACGGUUUGCGAUACAGAGUGAUAAAAACGGGCGCGAGCAUGUUCACAAAUGUUCGCCGUGAGAACCGGGACCGAUCACGCCACGCCAGGUCCAUGCUAACUCUCGGAUCAGAUAAGGAUCGAUUUAGCAGAGAUGUCACACUGUCUCCCACGGCGCGAAUGAUUUCAAUGGGGCGCACUUGCAACAGGCGGGUUGUGUCGAUUUACGCGGCGGCAGAUUAAUUAAUUUUCAACGGGAGUUCGCGUUCUUUCCAUGUUUUCUAUACAAUACACCUAUUUUUUAUGCGCCUGGAACCUGGAUUCGAAUAAUUAGAGCACUAGCUACAUUUUGGUAACAGAAAUCUCACAUAUCGUUGAGAAUUAGCCGAGUUAUUUCGAUUUGAAAGUUUUGGCCUGGAUUUUGAUGUUUUUCGAAUAGUUUUCGAAAACUGCUCAAGAAAACUAACCGCUGGAACCUAAAUUUUGUGAAGAAAGAUUCAGCGAACACGUUUAUCGUUCGUUGGGCUCAUGAAAUGCAAAAUGAGCUGAAAUAUAAAGGUUUGAAGUUUUGACGAAAUGCGAGAAAGACGCUAAAAACAUGAAAAACUCUAAAUUCUGUAAAGAACGGUUUUCAAUCAGUAAAAUAUUGUUUUCUAGACGUUUUUCAAGUCAAAAAGAAAGAAACUGAAUUUUCGAAUUGAACUGAAUUUUCAGAACUGCAAAUUUUCAAAAGUUACAACGACACUCCGCAAUUUACGAGCGCACUGUGUUUAGCAUUAGCGCCCUGGGAGACCGUGUGUCAUGCCCCGUUUUCCACUUCUGGUAGCCGCAGACGGGGCGCGUGUGUCACGUAGUCUUCGGAAUCCGUGUUCUAGCUUUUUGAAAUUUAUCGUUAUAUAUUAUUUUUUACAGAUGCUAUUUUUAACUGCCUUCCGUGUGGUGGUAUUUGGAUAAAUGUCGGUCCUUUGACAUGGCACUAUGAAGGGAUUCAAAAUGACAUGUCUAUUGAAUUACCGUAUUCUGAGAUCAUGCGGCUCAUUACAUUGAAGGGCUUUGA